Molecule: messenger RNA, 2768 nt
Organism: Molossus molossus (Pallas's mastiff bat)
Lineage: Eukaryota; Metazoa; Chordata; Mammalia; Chiroptera; Molossidae
Gene: IMPA1
Product: inositol monophosphatase 1
Exons: 9
Coding region: 637-1470 (277 amino acids)
Biological process (GO): inositol metabolic process; signal transduction; phosphatidylinositol phosphate biosynthetic process
Molecular function (GO): inositol monophosphate 1-phosphatase activity
Source: RefSeq, a predicted model, not a curated record
GGGGGUCCUGCGCCCCGGCCUCGUCCCUCGUCCCCUGGGUGGGGCUGUACCUGCGGCCUCAGCCCCUCCGGACUUCCAGGUGCCCUGUGCGGUCAGUUCAUGCCUGUUCAUGCCUGUUCCCGUGUCAGCUCCCCAGGGGGCCUUAUUGAGACCCAGGGGCCGGUGGGAGCUCCUGCUACCUGCUUUUCUGUGCUCUUCGCCUUCGCCAUCUGUGAUUUGCUGUCGCGGGUGGUUUUGGUCCGUGUCAGAUCCCUACCCGAGAGUCAAGGUGCACCGGGGUGCAGCGCACAGCGUGCGAUGUCCACCGGUGGUUCUGGGGGUACAAGAGUGAUGGCUUCUGGGGGACAAUGCCCCGAAGAAAGGGCCGACCUGGAGCCGGGGGCAAGACCGCUGGGCCUGUCGUGCGUGGGCUGGGGAGGGUUAGGAUCAGGGUUCGAAGGGAAGCCCUCACGUUGAGCUGGAAGACUGAGUGGGAGUGAGCACGGACGGAAAGCAGUUGGAAACGGCCCUUGAAGCGCCCGAGCAGUUCCUCUGCAAAUGUUUGCCAUGCUUAUCCCAGGAAGAAAGCACAUCUACAAGGCGGCCUAGUGUGUCUGCCCUUUGCCGCUGUCACCUUGUGAGCGCCGGGGAUUCAAGAUGGCAGAUCCCUGGCAGGAAUGCAUGGACUAUGCAGUCACCCUCGCCAGGCGAGCUGGAGAGGUGGUUCGUGAAGCUCUGAAAAAUGAAAUGAAUGUUAUGAUCAAAAGUUCUCCAGCUGACUUGGUGACUGCGACUGACCAAAAAGUGGAAAAAAUGCUUCUCUCCUUCAUAAAAGAGAAGUACCCAUCACACAGUUUCAUCGGUGAGGAGUCGGUGGCCGCCGGGGAGAAAAGUGUCUUGACUGACAACCCUACAUGGAUCAUUGACCCCAUUGACGGGACCACUAACUUUGUGCAUAGAUUUCCUUUUGUGGCUGUUUCAAUUGGCUUUGUCGUCAAUAAAAAGAUGGAAUUUGGAGUUGUCUACAGUUGUGUGGAGGACAAGAUGUACACGGGCAGGAAGGGAAAGGGCGCCUUCUGCAACGGCCAGAGACUGCAGGUGUCGCGGCAAGAAGACAUCACCAAAUCACUGCUGGUAACGGAGCUGGGCUCGUCCAGAACGCCGGAGACAGUGAGGACCGUGCUGUCCAACAUGGAGAAGCUGCUCUGCCUCCCCGUGCACGGGAUCCGUGGAGUUGGGACAGCAGCUGUGAACAUGUGCCUUGUGGCCAGUGGAGCUGCGGAUGCCUAUUAUGAAAUGGGCAUCCACUGCUGGGACAUGGCCGGAGCGGGCGUCAUUGUCACCGAAGCUGGUGGGGUCCUGAUGGACGUGACGGGUGGGCCGUUCGAUCUGAUGUCACGGAGGGUGAUUGCUGCAGGCAGUGAGGCCCUGGCCCAGAGGCUGGCCAGGGAGAUUCAGGUGGUGCCUCUGCAGCGGGACGACGAGGAUUGAGCCUCAGCCUCCCUGCUCCGCCUCGGCCGCUGCUGCCGGACUUGCUGCGCACUGGAGGCGCCAGAGCACGAGGGCGUCGUCUCAGCCUGUGAUCUGAGCAGCCUGAGCUGCCUUUGGUGUCGAGAUUAAAAAAUUGCUACGGUUCCCUAUUUUACUAGGACUAGGCAUGCAGGAUUCAUGAAAUGUUUUUUCAUUGUUUUAAAAUUCUGAGUGUAAGAAUGUACUUUGGGAAGAACACCUGGGCAGCAGAGGUGGGUAUCAUGUUCACCAAGAUCCGCAGUGAGCAGUUGAGCGUCUCUGAGUCUGAGCGUCUGAAAUUUUGACUGGCUAUUUAUGUACAUGAGCAUUCUUAUUUAGAAAGUCAGUUUGUUGGAAAAAACUUUUUCUUUAGAUUGAAAAGGCACAUUGUAUUGAGUUUGUAGGAAGUAUGACACAUACUUCCCAGACCCAGGUUUCCUUCUCUGCAUAUAACUUUGUCUGGUGCCACAGCGCACGGUGGCCCUGCACAGGCUCCGCACAGCCCCGCCCACUGGCCAGCAGUCAGAAGUGUGCACGGGAGCAGUGAGUCCUUUGGAGGGAGCAGUUUCUAAUGACAGCAGAUACAUGAAGCCAAGCACGCACCAUUCUGUAUUUUCACUUUGGCUGUUGAGGCAUCCUCUUAGGUUCCACGUCACCCUUCCAUGCACACCACGUCCCACACCUCCAGGUGGCGGUCCACACGGGCAUCUCCACAGUGUUUCCCAGCACUGUGUCACAGGUUCAGCUGGUCCCCAGUGUCUGCAGACCAACCUGGCUGAGCACGUGGCCAGGACAGGGCAGGCGCAGAGCCGGCCUGUUGGACGGUCGGUUCUUCCCGGUCCUUGUUUCACCUCAUUGCCUCUGCUCUCUGCUCAGUCUGUUUCAUCAAGCGCAGAAACGAAAUGGCUCCAGUGCAUAGAUACGUUUAAAGAUUACUUUAUUGCUUAGCCUUGUCCUUGGCCUGUGAACAAAUUCAAGUGCAGUUGCAGGCUGGUGGGGCCACGUGUCUGAGGGAAUGGGAGUUUCCAAGGCGGGCUCCUGCUGUUGCGGCUUCUGUGUCAGACGUGCCUGGUGCCGAGGCCUGAGUCGCUGCUGUGCGUCUGAGCUGCCGGCCACUCGCAGUGCAGCGGCUCACACUGUUCUGAGACAGGUUGUUUGUGCAGUAAAUGUAUUCUGAUUUAAGACGAUCAUGAAUAACAUUUAUUGUUAUUCAUAUUUUUCUUCUCACCCAAGGAAAUUUUUUCCACUUUUGUUCAGAUGGAGUGGGAGGGAGAGAGAGG